AUGGCCCAUACUCUCCAAAUUGCAACCACCGUCUUCAACCCAUCAGCCACCUUCGCCGACAUGGAGAAACACAACGAAGAGGGUCCUUUGAACGCCGAAGGAGACACGGUCUCCAAUGGGGACAACGCCGAGGCAACGAGUGACUUUGCCACUCUGUUGAAGGAGAUCGAGGCUCGUUGCAAUACACAGACAAGAGAGAUCAAAAAGUGGCUUGCCUAUACCGAGCGUUUCAAGAGGUUCAUCAUCGAGACAUUGGAGCAGAUGGAGACGACUAUCACUCUCCAAACACCGCGUUCACCGCGUUCGCCUUCUUCGCCCCAUUCGGCACUUUCGAUCACACCCACUUAA
Penicillium brevicompactum is the source of this 348-nucleotide messenger RNA. RefSeq lists its product as uncharacterized. Lineage: Eukaryota; Fungi; Ascomycota; Eurotiomycetes; Eurotiales; Aspergillaceae. Bases 1 to 348 code for a protein of 115 amino acids. The transcript has 2 exons. The record is from RefSeq and is a predicted model, not a curated record.